Molecule: messenger RNA, 4237 nt
Organism: Chelonia mydas (Green sea turtle)
Lineage: Eukaryota; Metazoa; Chordata; Testudines; Cheloniidae
Gene: CCDC120
Product: coiled-coil domain containing 120
Exons: 9
Coding region: 1256-2704 (482 amino acids)
Source: RefSeq, a predicted model, not a curated record
GUUUUGUUGGGGGAUGUGUGAUCAUGUUCCUCUCUGUGUGUAUUGGUUGUUGUGGGGUUUGUGUGUGUGUGUGUGAUUGUGCAUCUCUACAUAUCAGUUGCCAUGGUGCGAUUGUGUAGCUCUUUGUGGGUCUCGGUUGUCAUGGUGUGUGUCCGAUUGUGUGUCUGUGUGUGUAUCAGUUCUCGUGGUAGGUGUGUGUGAUUGUGUUUGCCUGUUUAUGUGUCAGUUGCCAUGGUGUGUGCAGUUGUGUAUCCGUGUGUAUCAGCUGCCGUGCUGUGCGUCCAGCUGUGCGUCGCUGCGUGUAUCAGCCAUGGCGGUGUGGGUGGGACUGUGCAUCUCUCUGGGUGUGUCGGUUGCCAUGGUGUGCGUACGAUGGUGCGUCUCUGGUUGUGUGUCAGACGGGGGGUGCAGUUGUCUCUCGGUGUGUAUCAAUUGUCACGGUGUGUCUGUGUGUGUGACUGCGCAUCUGUGUGUGCAAUUGUCUACCUGUGUAUCAGUUGUGUGUGUGUGGGGGGGUUGGGAUUGUGCAUCUCUGUGUCUGCCAGUCGUCAGGCGGAGGAGGUGACUGUGUAUCAGUUGUCCUGGUGUGUGUCGGUCAACACGGUGUGGGUGUCUGGCCAGCUCUGUGGUGUGGUGUGUGUACCCCCCUUACAGCCCCCCCUUACAGCCAAUCUCUGCGUCACAACGGGCCCCGCCCCCUCCAUUCCCUCCAGCGCCCCAAGGGUUAACCCCUGGAGCAGGCGAAUUCGAAUGACAACACACGCUGUGUGUGUGUGAGCUACACCCGGCCGGCCUGUGCGGGGGGGGCUACCCCCGGCCUGGGCAAUGGGUCUCUGUCGGUGUUGCAUCGGGAGCCGGUUUGCCAAUGCUCAAUAACCAGCCAGCAGCUGUCCGACUGUACAACCCCCCCUCCACGCACCCCCCCACUCCCUCCUCCGCCUGUUGGCAGCAGGGAGGGUGUGAAACAGGCGCAGGGGAGGUGUAGCCUGGGCAGUUUCAGCAGAAAAAGAGCUGGGAUGGAUCCGGGAACCAGCUGGAUGGAUUAAACCAGGGAGGGGGGGGAAGCUUGGGGACCCCCCCUUGCACCCCUGGACUGGGGCCUGACUCACACACAGACACACACAGGGCGGUUGUGCGUCCACCGAUCCAGGAAGCAGAACAGCGCACUCCAGAGAGCAAAGAGGUUGGGGAUGGGAGCUCAUGGCUCUUAGCCAGGCCUGACCCGGCCCCCCCGCGCUGCCCCCCUGGCCCCAGCAUGGAGGUCAAAGGGCAGCUCAUCACCUCCUCCAGUUACAGCUCAGCAGAUGCCCUGGUGCGGGAACCCAGCUUGCGGCUGCGGCUGCAGGAGCUGCUGGAGCGGCAGCGGGGCCUGCGGGAGGCGCUGGGGCUGCGGGUCGCCGAGCUGCGCCGGCUCUGUCUGCAGGAGGCCGAGCUGACAGGGAAGCUGCCCCCCGAGUACCCGCUGGAGCCGGGGGAGAGACCCCACCCCGUCCGGAGAAGAGGGGUGCCUGCCCACCGGGGACCUGGAGCUGAGGCGCUGGCGUGGGAGCUGUGCCGGGAGCUGGCCGUGCAGCGGCAGGUGGUGGAGGCCGCGCGGCGCCUGGCCCUGGCCCCGGAGCUGUCGGAUCAGCAGCGGCGCCGGCGCCGGCAGGUCCAGGCCGAGGCCGCCCAGCGCCUGCGGGAGCUGGAGGGGCAGCUGGGGGAGACGCGGGCCCGGCUGGGGGCCCCCCGGGGAGUGCACGAUGAGGCGUUCACCUCCGAGAACAGCUCCCUCUCCGAAUCGGCCAGUCACGAGAACAACGACCCCCACGGUUUCCACCCGCCCAAGGUGGGCCCCUCGUCCCCCCGCAGCCGGGAUCACUUCCGCGCCGUGUCCGGCAGCCCCGACCGCCGGCCUGGCUGGCGAGGGCCCCCCACGGAGCUGGGUGGGGGGGCCGCCAGCCGCCGCAGCUCGCUAGCCAGCCCUACCAGCCCGAGUCGGACCCUGCCCCGGAGCGUGUCCAGCUUUGAGGGCCGGAGCGUCCCAGCGACCCCGGUUCUCACCCGGACCAUCUGCAGCGGGAGCCACAAUGUCAGGCCGGACGCCCCCCCAGCCACCCGUCAGUGGUCGGGGAGCCAGGACUCCCAGCUCGGCCCCCCCAGCCGGGACCCCAGCGCCGACCGGGCCCCCCCAGCCUUCGCCGCCCGCACCCGCCGCAGCAACAGCUCGGAGGCCCUGAUCGAGCGGGGGGCCCCCCCCGAAGACCCCCCUUUCCGGGGCCCCCCCCGGCCCCCCUACGCCGAGAUCCUCCUGGACUAUUACCUGGAGCGCCAGUGCUGGCCGGCGGGAGACCACCUCUCGCGCCGCGAUGCCCCCCCGCCUCCCGGCUGGGGGUACCCCGAGAGCCCCCUGCCACGCCGGGCAGGGCGCGCCAAGUCCUGUGGGCCCCCUCCCCAGAGCCAGCCGCCGCCCCCGGCCCCCCAGCGCCCGCCCCGGGCCGUCCACAAGGCCUUGGCCCUGGAGGGGCUCCGGAACUGGUACCUGCGGAAUGCCGGGGGAGCGGGGGGGGCCCCCCCACCCCGGGACAGGAGAGGGGGGCCCCCCCGUGGCUGGCCCGAACCCCCCCCCCGGCCGGAGACGGGGGGCUACCUGCCCCAUUCGCUGAGCUACGCUGGGCAGCCGCUGCAGGGCAGGUAUGGGCGUCGGGGGGGCUGGCAGCCCUGAGUUAAGGUUGGGGGCUAGGGGACCGACCCCCCCCCUCAGAAUCAGCCCCCCCCCAUCGCUCCCCCGCAGCAGGGGUACACCAGCCAGAGGGGGUUGUUUGGGGGGCGGGGGAGGCUCAUGCGUCUCUUGCUAGGGCGUCGGCCGUUCAUCGGCUGCCCCCCUCCCCACCUGCAUGGGCUGUGUUGGGGGAAAGGACCCAGGCGUCCGAGAGGUGUGGGGGUGUGUGUGUGUGUCGGGGGGGUUAAGGACCCAGGCGUCUGACUUGGCUGCAGGGUUGGGGCAUGGGGGACCCCGGUGUUGGUGCGGGAGGCAGGAAAGGACCCAGGCAUCCGGCUCUGCUCCCUGGAGUUGGGGGGAGGGGGCAGCAAGAAGGGACCCAGGCGUCCGGGGAAGGGUGACUCUCUCUGCUAUGACUUAAUCCUUCUCCCCCCUGCACCUUCCUCUGGCUAAUCUCUCUCUUUCUCUUUCUCUCUCUCUCUUCCCCCCACAUCUCUCCCCCCACAUCUGUCUCCCCACCCCACACGUCUGUCUGUCUGUCUGUCUGUGCCUCUGUCCGGCAGACCCUUCGCAGACCUCCUCUACCCGGACGGGCCCGGCGCCCCCUCCCCCAGCCUGGGCCCCCCCUUGGAUGUGGAGAGACACCCCCCAGGGACGCUGGUCUGACCUCCGUGUGGGGAGGCAGGGACAGCCAGGGGUUAAUCUCACAUGGGGGGACGCUCCCCUGCUGGACGGGGGUGUGUGUGGCAUCAGGCGGAUUAGAUGCGGGGGGAGAUUGACACAACCUCCCCGCUAGGGUGGUGUGGGGCACGGAUUCUCCCCCCCCCCAUGGGUUGAGACGACCCCCCCAGCAACCUCAAUCUCCCCCCUGCCCACAUUCAGAUAUGGGGGACAGGUCCUGGCUGGGGAAUCGGCCACCAACUGAACUCCCAUUACCACUGGCACUAACCGCCCCCCCCAACCCUCCCCUUUCUAAAAGUCUGGACAUACACCCCCCCCGCCCCACCCAACACCUAUCAGCUCCCUGACACCCCCCUCAUGUUCCCUCCCCCGCGUCUGGCCAUACCCCCCACACCACAUCCCUCUCCCCAAACUGAGACAGAUGCUCCCCUUCCCCGCCCCCAUCCAGUGAGCCCCUCCCAAAACAGCCCCCCACUCCUGUCCGGCUCAAUUAGGAAACGAACUCAAACUCUCGACAUUCCAGCCCUGGCCGGCGUCCGGUGGAUUUUCCUUUAAAAGUUACACACAAGAAGAAGGUCACUUUUUUUUUUUCCUUUUCCCGCUGGAUUUUAUUUGGGGGGAACUGGAAGGUGGCGGGGGGGGGGGGGGGGAUUCUACCUCCCAGGUCCCAUCCCCCCCCCACACACACCUCCCAUGAUCCACGUGUUAGUAGUGACGGGCACCAGCAUGCGACGGGCUCUGGACGUCGACUUCGCCCCGUUCCCAGCGCGUGGAUUGUAACGGGAAUUUCUUUGGCAAAUGUCAAACUGGUCACUGUGCAGAACGGGGUUUGUAUAAUACAGAGCGCAAAGGCGA